UUUUUCUAUAAAGUUGCAGAGAAAUGGACAUCCUGUCUAUUUUUUUUCUUUUUUCUUUCCAUCAAAUAAUCAUCAUGGUCUCCAAAUCAUUCAUCACUAUCGCUCUUCUUGUCUGUGCUGUCUCCUGUGCCCCAGUUAAAGGUAAAUCGGAUACCACCCCUGAUAAUACUGAUGGAACCAAUGAUCCUAUUACGACUGAUGUCGAUGGUGAAGCGAACGCCGGUAUUCGUGCUAGACAACAAAAUUCUUCGGGAGGAAACUCCGUUACUAGUGGGGGCACCAAUGAUCCUGUUUCUGGUCUUCCUGUUGCUGGUGCCCUUACUGGCGGUCUUACUGGUAACCUUGGCGGCGGCACUGGUGGUGGUCUUGGUGGUGCUCUUGGCGGCGUCACUGGUGGUCUGACUGGUAAUCUUGGCGGCGUCACUGGUGCUCUGGCUGGUAAUGCUAAUGGCCUUGGUGGACAAUUAAGUGGAGAUGUUGCAGGUAGCGCUACUGGCUAAAUUUAACUAUGGAUGAGGAUCAAUGACUGUUUGGAAAUAUGCACUCUUUCUUUGUCUCCCUUUUUUUUCCUUUGG
Molecule: messenger RNA, 575 nt
Organism: Halteromyces radiatus
Lineage: Eukaryota; Fungi; Mucoromycota; Mucoromycetes; Mucorales; Cunninghamellaceae
Exons: 1
Coding region: 24-500 (158 amino acids)
Source: RefSeq, a predicted model, not a curated record